AUGGCUAUCAAAAUUGGUAUUAACGGAUUCGGUAGAAUCGGACGUUUGGUCUUGAGAGUUGCUUUGCAAAGAAAGGACAUUGACGUUGUCGCUGUCAAUGACCCAUUCAUUGCUCCAGACUAUGCUGCUUACAUGUUUAAGUAUGACUCCACCCACGGUAUCUACAAGGGUGAAGUUAAGGCUGAAGGUGAUGACUUGGUUAUCGACGGCCACAAGAUUAAGGUUUUCCAACAAAGAGACCCAGCUGACAUUCCAUGGGGUAAAGUUGGUGUUGACUAUGUUAUCGAGUCAACCGGUGUCUUUACCACCACUGAAGGUGCCAAGAAGCACAUUCAAGCUGGUGCCAAGAAGGUUAUCAUUACUGCUCCAUCAUCAGACGCCCCAAUGUUUGUUGUUGGUGUCAAUGAAGACAAGUACACCCCAGACUUGGACAUUGUUUCCAAUGCUUCAUGUACCACCAACUGUUUGGCUCCAUUGGCCAAGAUUGUUGACGACAACUUUGGUAUCCAAGAGGGUUUGAUGACCACUGUCCACUCUAUGACUGCCACUCAAAAGACUGUUGAUGGUCCAUCCCACAAGGACUGGAGAGGUGGUAGAACUGCUUCAGGUAACAUUAUCCCAUCAUCAACUGGUGCUGCCAAGGCUGUUGGUAAGGUUAUUCCAGACUUGAAUGGUAAGUUGACUGGUAUGUCAUUGAGAGUUCCAACUGUCGAUGUCUCUGUUGUUGACUUGACUGUUGUCUUGAAGAAGCCAACCACCUAUGAGGAAAUCUCCAAGGCCAUCAAGAAGGCUUCAGAAGGUGAAAUGAAGGGAAUUAUGGGUUACACUUCAGAUGCUGUUGUCUCUACUGAUUUCUUGGGUUCAUCAUACUCUUCAAUCUUUGACGAGAAGGCUGGUAUCUUGUUGAGCCCAACCUUUGUCAAGUUGGUUUCAUGGUACGAUAACGAGUUUGGUUACUCUACCCGUGUCGUUGACUUGUUGCAACACGUUGCUAAGGUUUCUGAGAGCAAAUAA
This is a messenger RNA of Lodderomyces elongisporus, 1014 nucleotides long. RefSeq names its product glyceraldehyde-3-phosphate dehydrogenase (phosphorylating) (gene TDH3). Gene Ontology annotation, cellular component: cytosol. Bases 1 to 1014 code for a protein of 337 amino acids. Gene Ontology annotation, biological process: glucose metabolic process; glycolytic process. The record is from RefSeq and is a predicted model, not a curated record. Gene Ontology annotation, molecular function: NAD binding; NADP binding; glyceraldehyde-3-phosphate dehydrogenase (NAD+) (phosphorylating) activity. NCBI's taxonomy places the organism in Eukaryota, Fungi, Ascomycota, Pichiomycetes, Serinales, Debaryomycetaceae. The transcript has a single exon.